This is a messenger RNA of Aureococcus anophagefferens, 1110 nucleotides long. RefSeq lists its product as hypothetical. Gene Ontology annotation, biological process: microtubule-based movement. The transcript has a single exon. The record is from RefSeq and is a predicted model, not a curated record. The annotation marks the transcript as partial. Gene Ontology annotation, molecular function: microtubule binding; ATP binding; microtubule motor activity. Lineage: Eukaryota; Pelagophyceae; Pelagomonadales; Pelagomonadaceae.
CGCCGCGAGAUCGGCGAGAAGCUCGCGGUCCUCCAGGGCAACAUCCGCGUCAUCGCGCGCUGCCGGCCGCCCGUCGCCUGCGAGACGGCGUCCGGCGCCGACGUCUGCGCCGUGAGCUUCCCCGCCGGCUGCGACGGCGACGUCACGGUCACGAACGACGCGGGGCUGAAGCAGCGCUUCGAGUACGACGCGGUCUUCAGGCCCGGCUCGACGCAGGCCGAGGUCUUCGAGGCCAUCUGCCCGCUGGUCCAGAGCGCCUUCGACGGGUUCUCCGUGUGCAUCUUCGCCUACGGCCAGACGGGCAGCGGCAAGACGCACACGAUGGAGGGCCCGCCGGACGACCGCGGCGUCUACUUCCGCGCGCUCCGCGAGCUCUUCCACGCGCGGCCCCCGGGCGCGGCCGUGGCCGUGAAGCUGAGCAUGCUCGAGGUCUACAACGAGACCAUCGUCGACCUGCUCGCGGACGGCGGGAGCAGGCCGAAGCUGGAAGUGAGGCAGACGGGCGCGGGCCACUCCGUCCCGGGCCUCACGUCGCUCGACGUGGAAAGCCUCGACGAGGUCCAGCGGCUCACGGAGCGCGGCGGCGCGAACCGCUCCGUCGGCGGCCACGACCUCAACGCGCGCAGCUCCCGGAGCCACCUCAUCGUCGCGCUCGACGUAUCGACGACCGUCGACGGCGCCGAGCGCCGCGCGCGGCUCAACCUCGUGGACCUCGCGGGCUCGGAGCGCCUCAGCCGCACGGGCGCGACGGGCGACCGCCUCAAGGAGGCGCAGAACAUCAACAAGUCCCUCUCCGCGCUCGGCGACGUCAUCGCCGCGCUCGCGAAGAAGAACGCCGCGCACGUGCCCUACCGCAACAGCAAGCUCACCUUCCUGCUCCAGGACUCGCUGAGCCGCCACGCCAAGGUCCUCAUGUUCGUCAACAUCUCCCCGGCGGAGUCCAACGCGUCCGAGACGAUCUGCUCGCUGGCCUUCGCGAGCCGCUGCCGCGACGUCGCGCUCGGCGCGGCCUCGAACAAGCCCGACGCCAUCGAGCUCGCCAAGGCGAAGCAGGAGAUCCGCGCCCUCAAGGCGAAGCUGGCCGCGGCGGCUCCGGCAAAGGGGCGAUAG